Molecule: messenger RNA, 4111 nt
Organism: Xenopus laevis (African clawed frog)
Lineage: Eukaryota; Metazoa; Chordata; Amphibia; Anura; Pipidae
Gene: whrn.L
Product: whirlin-like
Exons: 14
Coding region: 454-3477 (1007 amino acids)
Source: RefSeq, a predicted model, not a curated record
GUCAUUGCAGGGUUAAGCCCAGCGUACAGCAGGAGGUGAUAUCCUCAGCCUGUCAGAGCAGUGCAAAUAGGAGCCGUGCAUAUGAGAGAGAGCGGUGCAUAUGAGAGAGAGCGGUGCAUAGAAGAGAGAGCGGUGCAAUGUAUGCAUCAGCCUUUUAGUUCAGGGCUAAGAACAGUGUAAAGCACUGGGCAGACUGUAAUCUUAGGCUUAAGCACCGAGUACAUUAGUGUUUUCUCCCUGGUCUCCAGGCAACGCUGACAUUUCAGGGGAACGUCAGAUCCGGGAGAGACUGAGAUGCAGUAAGAGACACCUGUGACUGCUGACACCAGCCUAGGGCAACUUGGGAAGAGCAUUGGGUGAAGGCUUUUGUCAUGUGCGGAUCUCCCAUGAGAAGACAACGCUCCCCAGAGGGUACUCCCAAGAUACCCUAGCACCUCCUCCAGCCUUUGGGCAAUGAAUUCAGAGUCGGGACCUGUUCACCGCUCCCCAGGGGGCUCCAUAAGCCAGUCUUUUAGGGGUUCCAUUCAUUCCUCAUCUUCUGGCUCCAUCAGCUCAGAUGCCGGACGUGUUUUAUCUAUGAACGUCCGCAGGCUGCACGGAGCCCUAAAUCGACUCUUAACUGACCCGGAAAGGGAGCAACUUUUGCACUGCUUACGCCUCUACCACUCCCGCAGGAACGUGUGCGACCUGGUAAGGACCUUGCGCCUUAUACUGCGACCCCAAGACCAGAGGCAACUUUUUCCCAUGCUGCGCCUGGUCAUCCCACGUUCUGACCAGCUUUUAUUUGACCAGUAUACCUCUGAGGGGCUCUACCUAAAGGAUAUUCCUCUGGGGUCUUCUGGUUACAAUAAUGCGCUUUCUGACAAAGUGUUGGGAUUCAGCACCCAACUCCAAGGCACAGCUCCUCUGUUCAGUACAUCUGUACCAGGAACAGCUCCAGGAUUCAGCAACUCAGUACCAGGGACAGCUCCAGCCUUCAGCAACUCAGUACCAGGGACAGCUCCAGCCUUCAGCACUCCUGUACCUGGAACUGCACCUGCCUUUAGCCCUUCUAUAACUGGAAUCCCAUCUUCCUUUAGUUCCCCAGUACUUCGGACACCUUUAAUGCCCAAAGCCCCUUAUCCAGUGGCUCCUCCAGGAUUUAGCAACUCACCACCCAAAGCAAACCCUACAGAGAUCCGCCAGGUGACUCUAAAAAGGAACCGAAACCAGGAAGGUCUGGGUUUCAGUAUCCGCGGGGGUGUGGAGCAUGGGACUGGCAUCUAUGUGUCAUUGGUAGAACCUGGUUCUCUGGCAGAACAAGAAGGACUGAAAGUUGGGGAUCAGAUCCUUAAAGCGAAUGGCCGGCCGUUGGAUAGAGUGACCCAUGCAGAGGCAGUGAAGGCUUUGAGGGGCUCACAGAAGCUGGUUAUUUCUGUGCUAUCAUCAGGCCGGAUCCCCGGGGGACACAUAUCCAGUCACAUUUACACUUGGGUGGACCCACAUGGCCGGAGUGUUUCCCCACCCAGGGGACCCCCACAUCUCCAAAGCCCCUUACUGGGUGGUACGGAGCAGGAGAAAAGGAGUCACCUUCAGCUACUCCAGGAAGGUGAUGAGAAGAAGGUGAAUCUGGUGCUUGGAGAAGGGAGCUCCCUUGGGUUGUUAAUCCGAGGUGGGUCCGAAUAUUCCCUGGGCAUUUAUAUCACUGGGGUGGAUAAAGGAUCAGAGGCUGAGAGCGCUGGGCUAAAGGUAGGGGACCAGAUCCUGGAUAUCAAUGGCCGCAAUUUCCUUUCUAUCCCACACGAUGAGGCUGUCCGAAUUCUUCGCUCCUCGCACCACCUUAUGAUGACUGUUAGAGAUGUGGGUCGUAUCCCACACGCUCGUACUAUUGUGGAUGAAACACAGUGGCUCACCAGCUCUUACACAGGAAAUGGAGAUCCCCACCCGGCCCUGGGAACCCUUUCUGAUACUUCAUCCGACAGCCCGGCAAAGCCUGUAUUCUACCGUGGUCCAACAGGGUCACAGGUCACGCUAAGCAGCUUGGGAAACCAGACUCUUGUUCUCUUGGAGGAAAAAGCUCGACUCCUCUUGACGGAGCCUGAGAGAAGCACCAUGUCCUACUACCUUCAGCAGUACAAGGAUCAUCACAUCUCAGUCCAGGCCCUGAUAAUGGCCAUGUUUGAACUGCUGAACACUCAGGCAAAGUUUUCACUCCUGUCUGAGCUGCGCUCCCAGAUUUUGCCACAGGACCUGUUUGUAUUUGAUAAUCUGGUGCUGAAAAGAGAGAUUGAGUCAAUGAAAUCCCAUCAGCGAUCUGGAGAUACACUUUCCGUCCUGUCCCAGACACUUAGCACCUCAUCCUCAGAGAGUCGCCAAACUGUCAGUACGGCAAGCACCGCAAGGGAGCGUCUCCUCUGGCUGCUGGAUGUCAUGGAGAAUGGAGCAGACCCUGAAGGGAGUUCCGACUCCAGGAGCCUCACUCAAAACACACUGCCUGAUAUCUCUCUGGAUGAUGUCAACUCCAUUCUUGAAGAACCCCCCAAUUUUCAAUCGGCUCCCCUGCAAUCCACAGUAGAACAUGCUCCGCAAAUGAGGCGGCAGGGUAGGGAGCUUGCACAACGCCCCUCUUCAGGAUCAUCCCAAUCUGGCCUUUUUUUUACAGUUCCCCCCACUAACCCGAGCCCUCCUCUUCCCCCUCUGACCAGUCCUCCUGCGUCGCCAUCAAGAGAAAACUCAAACCAAGCCAUCUACUCCAAUCAUUCCUCCUCCAAUCAUUCCUCCAAAAUGACACCCGCCUCUCUCCCUCCUGCUCAUCUGGCUCUAGUUACACAGCAUCCACUAACCCCUUUCCCAAGAGUCCAGUCCCCAACAAAAUUAAAGGUCAUGGGGGAUAUCCCCAGUCAUCCACCUUCACCUACAAAUGGAGAAACUUCAGACAACAAUAGUCAACAUUUUGUGAUGGUUGAAGUUCAUCGCCCCAACAGUGAACCAGAUGUGAAUGAAAUUCGGGCUGUUCCCCAGACAAGAGCAGUCCUGCCCCUCUCCCCUCCAGCCUCCCUCUCCCAACUUUCGGACAGCGGGCAGACCCUGAGUGAGGACAGUGGAGUUGAUGCAGGUGAUGUUGGCGCUGGAAGCAAAAACAGCAGUCCACAGCCUCAAAAAACAAAAGGCCUGGAGGGAUUGCAAAAACCGCCAGGUCUGCUGGAGUCUACAGCUACAUUAGUGAGAGUGAAGAAAACGGCACCAAGUCUGGGAAUAGCUAUUGAAGGGGGAGCCAAAACACGUCAGCCACUUCCACGUAUAGUAACUAUUCAGCGAGGAGGUUCUGCGCACAACUGCAGCAAGCUGAAGGUAGGCCAGGUGAUCCUAGAAGUAAAUGGGAUCUCUAUGCAGGGUAAGGAGCAUCGGGAAGCAGCCAGGAUCAUCGCAGAGGCCUUCAAGACCAAAGAAAAGGACUACAUGGACUUCUUGGUCACAGAAUUUAAUGUCUCGCUAUAGUAUUUCAUUGUGGCACCAAGACUGAAUGUGACCUAGCAGAAGAGACCGGUGCCACGUGCUUCUGUGUAUAACGUGUAGGUGCCAUCUGUGUGCUUAAGCUACAUACGUGGUCCCGUAGUCCAACAUGUGGCUUUAGUAGAAUCCCAUCCACAGAAGCGGUGAUACCAAGAGCAGGGGUUAAAGACAGACAGGCAAUGGGGGGCAGAUUAACAGAAAAUAUUAUAAGCAGGUAGACAAAGCAAAGACUAGAAAGUCCUGUAGUAGAAGAAGUCAUACUAGUUGGGCAAAGCAGGAUAGAGAGAGAGGUUGCUGCCCAGAGAUAGAGAAGCAGAUUGCUCUUUAAAGGACAUGACAUUAAUACAGCAUUAGGUAGGUAGAUAGCAACUGCCAGUUAUUCUACGUGUGGAUACUACACUGUAUUAAAACCUCAUUAACACCUUACUGUUCUGUGCCUGCUCUUCUCGGAACCGUAUUUAGCCUCGCUGGGGAGAAAAGACCCCCUUCACCUCACCUCCUCCACAUUCUGCUCGAGUGUGUGUGACUGAUGUGCCGCCCACGCUGUGAUCAUCAGAAUAAAAGCCGUGUAAUUACAGAGACUGUCACUUUACUUUUUCAAUAAACCUCACGUGAGAGA